Molecule: messenger RNA, 3151 nt
Organism: Contarinia nasturtii (swede midge)
Lineage: Eukaryota; Metazoa; Arthropoda; Insecta; Diptera; Cecidomyiidae
Gene: FER
Product: tyrosine-protein kinase Fer
Exons: 16
Coding region: 511-3045 (844 amino acids)
Biological process (GO): peptidyl-tyrosine phosphorylation
Molecular function (GO): non-membrane spanning protein tyrosine kinase activity; ATP binding
Source: RefSeq, a predicted model, not a curated record
CUCUUUUUGCUCGUAUCUUAUUGAAUCGAGUGUUGAUGGUCGUCGCAAUCGGACGUGUAUAUUUAUUUGUUGUGAAACGUGUACAUCUAGUUUAUUUUGAUCGAUGCGAAAUUCACAAAAUCGAAUCACGAAACAAAACGAAGCGAAUAAAAGUAUAAGUGCAACGAAUGCGAUAGUUUUGAAACGAAUGAACAGAAAAAAGUUGCCUGUUUUCAAUAUGAUGGAUAAGGUUGAAACUAGUGAAUUUCCAAAAUCAGUUUUUCAUGGAAUAUAAACAAAGUCUGUCGAAAAUUAAAUUGAAUCGUAUCAAAAAGGCAGUGUCGUCUUGAACUGCAUGAACAUUGCAGUGUGAACGUGGCGAAAAAAGAGAGAAAACCGCAGCACGAAAACAGAUUCACAGAUUCUGGUGAAGGGCAGAAAACCGCAAACAUAUUUAAGUGCAGGCAACAUCGUUGCCGUUGAGACACUACGAAAAAAAAAAAUACAGGCUAUUUCUUUUGCCAAAAUAAAAUGGGUUUUUCAUCGGCGCUGCAAGGUAAAUCAGCGCAUGAUGCAUUGCUUUCGCGACAAGAUGCCGAACUACGAUUACUCGAAAUAAUGAAACGAUGUUUAUUACAAAAAGUUAAAUGUGAUAAAGAAUAUGCAAUCGCUUUGACGGCAGCCGCUCAACUUGGUCUUAAAAUUGAUCGUGCUGACGACUUGCAAGGAAGUCAAAUCAUGAAAGUAUGGCGUUCGUUUAUGGAAGAAUGGGAGCAAACUGCAAAGCAAUUCAAGUCGAAUGCCGAAUUCUUAGAAUCGCUGUGCCAAGAUAAGCUAACACAUUUGUACCAAGAUAAGCGCAAGACACGUAAAAAUUAUCAAGAAGAACAUCAGAAAAUAGCGACACAAUUCACAAAUAUCACAGAGGAUGUAACAAGGAAAAAAUGUGAAUAUCAAAAGCAUCUAGAAUAUUAUAAACUAUUGCGAUCGAAAUUUGAAGAGCAUUAUAUUAAAGCUGGUCGAGGGGGUCGAAAAUUAGACGAUGUUCGUGAUAAAUACCAAAAAGCAUGUCGAAAACUCCAUUUAGCGCAUAACGAAUACGUUUUAUUGAUAAGUGAAGCUUCCGAAGUUGAAACCGAUUUUCGUACAAUUUUAUUGCCCGGCUUAUUGGAGCAUCAACAAUCCAUUCAAGAAGACUUCGUCGUUGUUUGGAAGGGCAUUCUGCAAGAAGCAUCUCAAUAUAGUGAUCUUACGUCGAAUUCUUUUCAAGACAUUCAACGAAAAAUAGAAAGCAAUAUACAAAGUAUCCAUCCAGCCGAAGAAUAUCGAGAAUUUACCGAACGACACAAAACGUCACCGCCUGCACCCGUUGUGUUUCAAUUUGAUCAAACGCUUAUAGAGGACAAAGAUACAUUAGGAAAACUUCAGCCAAAUACGUUAACUGUAGAUAAUUUGACUGUAGAUUGGUUACGAAAUCGACUCACCGAGCUUGAGACAUCGGUCAAAGAAUGUCAAGAGAAACAAUCAAAAUUGGAAAAUGGGACAAGCGUUACAGUUUCAAUACCAUCAACUUUGACAUUGACCAAUGGUCGAAAGGAGAGCAACAAACACUCGAAAGACUUUACGGUAUUACGAUGUCAAGAAAAGCAAAUGCUCAAAUUGGCCGAUUUAAUAAAGACUGCAUUGAAUGAAGUUGGUUGCGAGGAGCUUCCGUCUGGAUGUGAUGAUAUUUCCGUAGAUCCAAGCUUCAUUGAAAACAACAUCAGCAAUAAUGAUCAACAACCGAUGUCACAUGCAGCAGCUGCGUUCAUUCUGCAAAAAAGCAAUGAAGUGCUGUCAAUGAUAAAAGCAUUCAAGCGAAAAACAAAUAGCAACGGUGCAAACGGUGCAACCACAACAAAAACUGAUGCGUCAAAUUCAUCGGUGCCGCAAUCGAAACGAACCUCAGCGAUGACACUGUCAACAAAUCGGCCGCUAUACGAAGAGGAAUGGUUUCAUGGAGUUCUACCACGUGAGGAAGUGGUAAGACUAUUGAAAAAUGAAGGCGAUUUUCUGGUGCGCGAAACAAUUCGAAACGAUGAAAGUCAAAUUGUGUUGAGCGUUUGUUGGAAUGGUCACAAGCAUUUCAUCGUUCAAACCACCAUUGAUGGUCACUAUCGAUUUGAAGGUCCUGCAUUUCCAAGCAUCCAAGAAUUGAUCAUGCAUCAGCAUCUAUCUGAAUUACCUGUAACUGGACGAUCGGGAGCUGUACUGAAAAGACCUGUAACUCGUGAAGUUUGGGAGUUGAGCAACGAUGACGUAAUAUUAUUGGAUAAAAUUGGACGAGGAAAUUUCGGCGAUGUUUAUAAAGCACGUUUGAAGUCAAGUAAGAAUGAAGUUGCUGUUAAAACUUGCCGAAUGACAUUACCAGACGAGCAGAAACGUAAAUUUCUGCAAGAAGGUCGCAUUUUGAAACAAUAUGAUCAUCCGAACAUAGUCAAAUUGAUUGGAAUAUGUGUACAAAAGCAACCAAUAAUGAUUGUAAUGGAGCUUGUGCAUGGUGGAUCAUUGUUAAGUUUUUUGCGAAAAAACAAUGCAACUCUCAACACGAAACAAUUAAUUGGAAUGUGUAGAGAUGCUGCGGCAGGUAUGCGGUACUUGGAGUCUAAGAAUUGCAUUCAUCGUGACUUGGCCGCCCGAAAUUGCUUAAUAGGUUACGAAAAUAUAGUUAAAAUAUCUGAUUUUGGAAUGUCUCGAGAGGAAGAGGAGUACAUUGUGUCUGAUGGAAUGAAACAAAUACCGAUCAAAUGGACCGCCCCAGAAGCACUGAAUUUCGGAAAAUAUACAUCCUUAUGCGAUGUUUGGUCAUACGGUAUUUUAAUAUGGGAAAUUUUCUCAAAAGGCGAUACUCCCUAUGCCGGAAUGAGUAAUUCCAGAGCUAGAGAACGAAUCGAUGCUGGUUAUCGAAUGCCGGCUCCUGAAUGUGCAACCCCUGAAAUUUAUAGACUCAUGCUGAAAUGUUGGGCAUAUGAACCGGAUACUAGGCCACAUUUUGACGAAAUAUACACAAUCGUAGAUUCUCUCUAAAGUCCAUCGUAGAUAAUUUAAGAAGAUCUAAAAAAAAACUCACACACAAUUCAUGGAAAUAAUUAAAUAAACAUUAAAAAAUGCUUCACCUCAAAUACAAAUACAU